CGGUCUUCCCAUCACAAAAUGGGGGGGUGGUAGCAGAGAAGCUGUGUGCGACAUAAACCAAGUUUAACAGCGAGUUUAUCUUAUUCCCUCCCCACCGCUAUGGCAGAGUUGGAGUCAGUCCUGCUCCUUUAAAGCAAGAAGACACCCAUAGCGACUCGAAUGUAAAAAAAAAAAAAAAUGAAAGGGCGCCAAGAAGCUGGGACGAGGGAACGUGGGUGUAAAUAGGCAGUGAACACGCUUGGUCUCUCUCUCUCUCUCUCUCUCUCUCUCUCUCUCUCUCUCUCUCUCCCCCCAUCUGGUCUCUCAACUCCUCUCUCUCGCUCUCUCUCUGUCUCUCUCUCUCUUGCUCGCUCUCUCGCUCGCUCUCUCUCUGUUUCCUCGCUUUUAUUAUAUCAAUGAACGACUUUCUGAGUAGGACUUAAACAUAAGGAAUCAAAAGGCUCCAUCGGGACCAGAACGGCAUCACGCGUUUCUGCUAUGCGACUUGGCCGGCCGCACGCUACAUGUGUUUUGCUAUCAAUGUAAAUAUUGGCUUUGAUAGGACGAGAGCCCAAAAAUCAGCUCUGGCGCGGCUUGCUUUCGGACGCGAAUUUUGACCAAGACUCGCACCUUGCCUUUUCAUUCGCCACCACUAUCAUCGCCAUCUGCUGCUGUUGCAACCCGCCCUCAACUCGCUGGCCGCUCCGAACGACGAUGGCAACUUUAACCAACGGGCAAGUGGACGCCGCGGUGCACGGUGUCGGUGUCGGGGUCGGGGUGGUCUCCGCCAGCACCAACGGGCUAGUGAACGGAUUAAGCCACAACCACAACCCGGCGGGCUGCCCGGCCACCAUCCCCAUGAAAGACCACGAUGCCAUCAAACUCUUCAUCGGUCAGAUCCCCCGCAACCUGGACGAGAAGGACCUGCGGCCCCUCUUCGAGGAGUUUGGCAAGAUCUACGAGCUCACGGUGCUCAAGGACCGCUUCACGGGCAUGCACAAAGGCUGUGCCUUCCUUACCUACUGUGCCAGGGAGUCAGCCCUGAAAGCCCAGAAUGCAUUGCACGAGCAGAAGACCCUUCCAGGGAUGAACAGACCGAUCCAGGUGAAGCCGGCAGACAGCGAGAGUCGAGGAGAAGACAGAAAGCUCUUUGUGGGCAUGCUCAACAAGCAACAGUCUGAAGACGACGUGCGGCGCCUUUUCGAGUCCUUCGGCGGCAUCGAGGAGUGCACCAUCCUGCGAGGUCCGGAUGGCAACAGCAAAGGCUGCGCAUUUGUAAAAUACUCGUCUCAUGCCGAAGCUCAGGCGGCCAUCAGUUCGCUACACGGCAGCCAGACAAUGCCUGGUGCCUCAUCCAGUCUGGUGGUCAAGUUCGCCGACACGGAUAAGGAGCGCACCAUUCGCCGCAUGCAGCAGAUGGCCGGUCAGAUGGGCAUUUUCAACCCGAUGGCCCUGCAGUUUGGAGCCUACGGCGCCUACGCUCAGGUGCAGCAGCAGGCCGCGUUGAUGGCAUCCGUAGGUCAGGGGGGCUACCUCAGUCCCAUGGCCGCCUUCGCUGCUGCCCAGAUGCAGCACAUGGCCACCAUCAACGGCCUCCCCGGAGCGCCGCUCACGCCCACGUCAGGCGGUAGCACUCCUCCAGGCAUCAGCGCCCCCACGGUGACCAGCAUCCCUUCCCCCAUUAGUGUCAAUGGUUUUACUGGCAUGCCGCCUCCUCAAGCCAACGGACAGCCACCCGCAGAGGCCGUCUUCACCAACGGCAUCCACCAUUACCCUGUGUUGCAAGAAGUGGUUUUUAGGGAAGACUCUGAGAAAAAUGGCCUGGGUGUAGCUCCAAGGAGUUGUUUCGGAGUUCAGGGUGGCUGCUUUCUCUCCUCUCUAUCCGAAGCUCAAAGUCCCACUGCGGCUGAUCCGCUCCAGCAAGCUUACACGGGAGUCCAGCAGUAUGCAGCAGCCUAUCCCGCUGCAUACGGCCAGAUCAGCCAGGCCUUCCCCCACCCUCCAACCAUCAUCCCACAGCAGCAACGAGAAGGGCCAGAGGGUUGCAACCUGUUCAUCUACCACCUCCCUCAGGAGUUUGGGGAUGGCGAACUGAUGCAGAUGUUCCUGCCAUUCGGUAAUGUCAUCUCCUCCAAAGUGUUUGUGGAUCGAGCGACAAACCAAAGUAAAUGCUUUGGCUUUGUCAGCUUCGAUAACCCGGGCAGUGCCCAAGCUGCCAUCCAGUCCAUGAACGGCUUCCAGAUCGGCAUGAAAAGACUCAAGGUGCAGCUGAAGAGGCCAAAGGACGCAAACCGCCCCUACUAGCCCCGGCCCCAGCCAGCCGCUGCCAUCUACGGUGGCCGGGGUAGCUGUCGCACACAGGGGGGGAGACAGGUUUUGUUGAGCUGAAUUAUAUGUUGAUUAUUCGCUACCCGCUGUAGAAUGCAAACUCGACGUCCGGAACACUGAGGCUGCUACAGAAAGGGAGAGGACAUCGAGGCAGAGAGAACGCUAUUGGCAGAGUCAUGGGAACCUUCUUUUUGGAUGUACGAAAAACUUUGGAACCCAGUGAGAAUUUGGACCACCUUGGUUUGCCCCCGGACCUUUUUUUCUGCACAUACAGUACAGUAUAUAAAAAUAUACACAUAACACACACGCACACACAAACAGAUCCUUCCACUCAGAACCCUGCUUGAUUGACAGCUACCUUUUGUGGACCACGAAAACUUUUACUUGAACAAUGGCGAGACAAAAAAAUAAAAUAAAAGGAAAAGACUGAAAAACCCUUUCAAUGACCAACCCUGAUGGACUCUUCAAGGGAACAACGGCUGUCCAAAAGUCCAACGAGAACAUGAUAAACUUUUUAAAAACUGAAUAGAAGAUUGCUGAAGGAGAUAUUUUUGGUCUGGUUUGUGUUUUGGGGCCUUUUGGCUCAAGAGACAAAGGAACAAAUUCCAGAAGGGAGAGCGCGUAAAUCGGGAAUACGAUGUGAUCGGGACAGAAAUUGGCUUGGAUUUCGGGAUGACUUGUCUUUAGCUUCGGAGUGCCUGUCCGUUUCCAGGGGAUACCUUUGCCGAGGAGAACCACAGCAACGGUUCUCCGAGGGAGUCUUACCUGUCAUUCCUUAGUUGUUUUAGGGACCAAAAGACCAAACGUUUUUAUCGCUGAGGACUUGUAGCUCGAAUAUACUUGGACCACUGCAGCUCUUCUAUCGGCCAGUGUCAACUGGCUCGAGAGUUGUUUGAAAAAGAAGUGUACAUUUCCCAUAUAUAUAUAUAUAUAUAGUGCCAAUAUGCUUUUGGAAUAUAGGCAAAACUAUUUCAGAUGACCAAAUGGGGUCUCUCACUUUGUUAGUUUACAAUCAUUCAUAAUGUUUAUUUAUUAUUAUUAUUAUUAUUAUUAUCAUCAUCUAUUUUUUUUCUCGUUUUGUCUUGGGAGGGACGAGAGUGCAUGGGAGGGGGGCUGCUCCGCAUCACAGCCUUAUCUUUUUUAACUUAACAUCCUAACCUCAUAGCUAGAGUAACAUCCGAAACCUUUGAUCUAUCUGAACUUGUUUAUAUUUGCAGUACAUAUAUCUAUAUACGUAUAGCGAGCAUUCAAGAAAAUGUAUUCAUAUAUGCAGCGUAUAUGGAUCAACAGAUAUUAAUCAUAAGCAAAUACAUAUGUACUUAAUAUGCA
Molecule: messenger RNA, 3636 nt
Organism: Hippocampus comes (tiger tail seahorse)
Lineage: Eukaryota; Metazoa; Chordata; Actinopteri; Syngnathiformes; Syngnathidae
Gene: celf4
Product: CUGBP, Elav-like family member 4
Exons: 14
Coding region: 694-2283 (529 amino acids)
Molecular function (GO): RNA binding
Source: RefSeq, a predicted model, not a curated record